AUGAGAGAUGUAGUCUACCUACCAUUUGGAUCUUCCUCGCCGAAGAAAAAGGUUUGGAAUUUAAAUUUUUUUUACAAGUGUUCAUUGGUUAAUUUGGAUAAAUCAUCUACGAUACAAGCAGCUUUAUUUAAUUCUGAAAGAAUAUUAAGUACUGAACCAACAAUAUUUCAUUAUCCCCCCUCAACGAUAACACCAAAAAAUAAACUUUUAAAUAGUAGUUUGGUCGAUAAAAAACCUGUGCCUACAAGUUUUACUGUAGUGGAAAGCACUCCAGAAAAACCACCGUCUUAUGUUAAUGUAAAAUUAUCAAAACAUGUAAAACAUAGAGAUGUUAGUAAUAAUCAAUAUCCUUCUUCCAGUCCUAGGUAUCCUCAAAUUCCCUCAUAUGCACCUCCAGCGAGAACUGGUUUUUUCACACCUCCUCUACCUCCAGAAUAUUUAAAUCCAUUUGCUGGAAAGCCGACAUUGAGAGGUAGUAAUUCAGAAUCAAACAGCCACAAUGCGAGGAGACCCAUGCCUCCUCCACCGCUUUUCAGACCUCAUUAUGAAAAUAAGGAAAGAGUUCCUUUGCCACCUCCUGAUUUUAUGGUUCCUGAAGCAAAGCCUAGUGGUAAAAAGGCUCUGAACACUCCUAGUCGACCAAAUUCCCAUCAUGUUUCUGAUAGUGCUUAUAAAGAAUUUAUCAACUCUGAUGGUAACAACUCAAAUAAUAACAGUGAUAAUUACAAUAAAGAAAAUGCCCCCGUGAGGCAAAUAAACGAUACGGAUUUUGAUUUUGUGCCAAUACUACAAUAUCCAAGUGUGACGAGAAUUCUUUCCGGAAGUUCCGGAAGGAGACACGAUGUCCCAGAUUUUAGCGACAGAUAUUCAGGACCGAAUUCACGUCACGGUCAUCACAGUUACGAGCACACUUCGAAAAGUCUUCCAAACAUUCGGAAAGACUAUAAUUUUAUACCAAAUUUUCCUCGCGAGGGAACGCCGAAACCGCCGGAAAUCAUUAAGCCGCCACCCGAAAGAACGAAUCAUCACGUGUCUGUGGAACAACCAUCUUCUCCAUCUUCGUCGUCGACGAUGGCAUCAUCGACGACGGCGCCGACAACACCGAACAACAACAAAACUCAGGAUUCUGCGGUGUCGAACAACGCGUCGUCGAAGCAAUCGGAGGAAGGAAACAAAACGAUGACGGUCGUGGAAAGCGAAUUGACGAACGUCGUGGAAAUGUCAAAUUCGGAAAAGCGUAAUCCUCUGGAAGACGGAGAGGUGUACGAUUCGGAAUCGCACAAAGUCAACGAUAAAAAUGCUUUAUAUUUAUGGGUUGUUGCUUGGGACAUUCAUGUUUACUUAAUUGCCAGUUUAUUUACACUUCUCUCUCUCUAUGCCGUAUAUAAUUUAAUACUUAUGAAAUUUUACAAACAUUUAUUAUCUCGCCCCUAUUACAUUAGUAUACAUGUCAUAAUAGCAUUGAUUGGUAUAUUACGAUCCGUGUAUUUAUUUCACGAUGCUUACAAUACGACUCGUUCUUAUCCCGAGCCAAUAUCUCAUCUGUUGCUUAACAUAACGUGUCCAUUAAUAACGACAUCAUUUUCAAUUAUGUUUUUGUACUUGAUAAAAACGGCGGACGUGUCGCUUUUUAAUUCAAAUUUUCUCAAACAUCCGAUAUGCUUGAUACUCAUGUCUCUUUCACACGUGACGUUGUGCAUAUGUUUGGAUGUGACAAGUGACUUAACUUUUGACGUUUCGGGUACGAAAUACCUGCCUUUGGUGUGUCAAUGUAUUUACAUACUCUUUUGCAUUAUUUUGGGGGGAAGUUAUUUGUACAUUUAUAAGAAUUUAGCGAAUGCGGCGUCGCGAAAGCAAGUGGAAAUGUUCGGUUCUUUGUACACCACCACGUCCGAACUUCACAAAAAUCGGCCGGCCGUUUUGUGCUUGGCCAUCAGAAUAACUCUCGCCGUUGCCAUGCUCAUACUCCUCAUGGCAGCCGUUCAAGUCUACGGCGUGUUCGGAGUUCCCGUCGGUCUCCACGAUUCUUAUUCGUUUUUAGAUCCUCAAAAUCAAAAUAUGCAACGGUGGGUUUGGUGGGCUUAUCAUUUUAGCGUUAGACUUAUCGAAAUAGCAAUUUGUUAUUUAUUAUCGUGGGCGGCGAUGCAAAGGUUGCACAACGAAGUAGACGAGAAAGAAACAAAUUCACAAAAUUCCACGACGGGUCUCGCACUUUUCCCAUGCGGACCGUGUAGAAACGCCGAGGAAAACAUAGACGACAUUUACCCGGCGGUUUGCAACACGAAUCAAGCGAUUCAUAAUUAUUCGUUGAGAACGGGUAAAAAGGUUUAUAACGAUUCUUUCCCGUUGAAUAACAUAGGUAAUGAAUUAACGAAAACUCCCAUUCCAAAUUUCGAAAACGCGGAUCACGUAAACAAUUCGUACGAUAGGCGGAAAACCAAGAGGCACAAUGGAAAUUUACCCUGGCACUUGAAUCAAAAUCAGUCGAAUAAUUACGACGAAAUCGGUCCGGGUUCGGAAAUAAUUGAAAUAAAAGACGCUUUGACUCGUAAGGGUCUGUCGAAUUUGAACAGGAGCGAUUCGGAUGCUUCACGGACGAGUCACAUCCCGGCUCACGUGAGUUACGAAAGCAUCGGAUACCACAGCGGAACGUUUCAAAAUCGUUUGGGCGUCGAAAACGGUCAUUUCGACUACGACAAAGACACAAAUUCGGAUCGCGGUUCGAACAUUUCGAAAACGGAUAGCCAUUAUUUCGAGAGCGAUGCUUACGAUUCGAAUCGCGGGUCGUUCACGAUGGGUCAUAAGAAAAUGCAUAGGAAUCACGAUAGGAGUUCGCAUACUAACAUGAAAAAAAGUGGGACCAUGGCAGGGGGAUUUUCGCAAGGUGAGAAAAGGAGAAUGACGAGUCGGGACGGAGUUCAAACUCUCAGGGAAGGUGGGAGAGAUGGUAGGGAAAGGCAAAGUCCCAAUUCGAUGCUCGUAGACGAAAAUGGUUUCGUCCGGUUUCGUUCCUUAGCCGACGCCGAAAGGAUAUCCGAAGAAAAUUUUCGGCGAUCGGGUCACGGCAAGAAAAGUUUGCCGAGAAGAGUAGGCAACGAAGAAAGGAUACCGCGGUAG
Molecule: messenger RNA, 3117 nt
Organism: Pediculus humanus corporis (human body louse)
Lineage: Eukaryota; Metazoa; Arthropoda; Insecta; Psocodea; Pediculidae
Exons: 2
Coding region: 1-3117 (1038 amino acids)
Source: RefSeq, a predicted model, not a curated record